GAGGUCACGCGGGCCCUCUUCCCCAUAACCUGCUGUUCCCAGACCCAGGCCGCCCGCGCACCCGGGCGCAGGCGCAGCUGAGUACUCAGGGGCUCGCCAGCGCCCCCUGCGGAGCGGAGCGGAGCACGGCGCAGCCUCGGGCAGAGGAGCGCCUCCCUACGGACCGCAGCGGAGAGUGAUGGAACUAACAUGGAUAACGGAGUAGAAGCCCAAGCUAAUAACUGGAUUAUAGAGGUGUUCUCGGGACUUGCUUGGAGGACCCACCAGGCUCGGGACGAACAUGCCUCUCUUUCCCAUAGAAAGCCUUUCUCUCUUGGACAGCCUGGUGUUAGGGGAACUGUUGCCAUAAUCACGGAGAAAAAGCGUCGACGUUCUCUGGCAAAGAUCACCGUGGGGCUGAACAUCAUUGGCAUCAUCUAUGCCAUCUAUGGGCUGAUCACUCUGGUCAUUGAGUUUCUCAGUUAUGACUCUAUGUCUAUGCAACAAAGUUGGCCUGAGAGGUCUGGUAAGCUGCUUUCAGAUUAUCUGUUCAUCUACACCACCCUGUAUGUCUUCAUCUCAUGGAUCAUCCUCAGAUGGAACCACAAAGCCAUCUUUUACUCCCCGAACUGAGGGAAUGUUUCCUUCCUCUCCUGCAUCAACCCUUCGGUGACCAGUUCCGAGCCACAUCCAGAAAGGCCAGCAGGGAUGCCACUGAACACUGCGCUUGGCAGAAGGGCUGGUGCCCUUUGGACUUCCCACCAUGCAGCCAAAGUGGCUACACCCUCUCCUCUCAGAGGGGCUCCAACCCAGGCCUGCCAUCCAGGGCUUCUUGACAAGGGCAGUCAGUUGACCAAGAGAGGUGGCAAGGACACAGCACCCACUUAAAGGCAAAGAAAACCAUGAGGACCCCCAAUAAAGAAUGAAUGGGGAGUGGAGUGUGAGCAGCUGUUUGCA
This is a messenger RNA of Phascolarctos cinereus (koala), 936 nucleotides long. The record is from RefSeq and is a predicted model, not a curated record. NCBI's taxonomy places the organism in Eukaryota, Metazoa, Chordata, Mammalia, Diprotodontia, Phascolarctidae.